Thalassophryne amazonica is the source of this 4661-nucleotide messenger RNA. RefSeq names its product karyopherin alpha 1 (importin alpha 5) (gene kpna1). The record is from RefSeq and is a predicted model, not a curated record. Lineage: Eukaryota; Metazoa; Chordata; Actinopteri; Batrachoidiformes; Batrachoididae. Gene Ontology annotation, biological process: postsynapse to nucleus signaling pathway; NLS-bearing protein import into nucleus. Gene Ontology annotation, molecular function: protein binding; nuclear import signal receptor activity. The transcript is spliced from 14 exons. Gene Ontology annotation, cellular component: cytoplasm; nucleus; nucleoplasm. Bases 126 to 1745 code for a protein of 539 amino acids.
AUGAACUAAAGUGUCGAUACGAGUUUCACCCAAAAGUGUUCUCUGUUGUUGCUCGGUACAUGUUUCGACGCUCCGAUACAGGACGCAGCGUUACUGGUGAAACGGCUGAUUUGACAGACUAAACAAUGAGUCAAGCUAAAGACAGUGGACGGCUCAAGAGCUACAAAAACAAUUCCUUCAGCUCAGAUGAAAUGAGGAGGAGGAGGGAAGAGGAAGGCCUGCAGCUCCGCAAGCAGAAGAAAGAUGAUCAGCUGUUUAAACGGAGGAAUGUUGCCACGUUGGCAGAGGAUAGCACCUUGGAGGAUGAUGGAAUGGCUGACAGUGGAUACUUGGAGUCCCAGGCUAACAAUAUGGACCCACUCAUGGGUGGGGUGAUCUCUGAAGAUAUGACCCAAAUGAUCUUCUCCAGUUCUCCUGAGCAGCAGCUAAUAGGUACCCAACGCUUUAGGAAGCUUCUGUCUAAAGAACCCAACCCACCCAUUGAUGAAGUCAUUGCCACUCCAGGGGUGGUGGAGCGCUUUGUAGAGUUUCUGAAGAGGAGAGAAAACUGCACAUUGCAGUUUGAGGCAGCGUGGGUGUUAACCAACAUUGCAUCAGGUACAUCCCAUCAGACACGAGUGGUUAUCCAUGCAGGAGCUGUGCCAAUUUUCAUAGAGAUGCUCAGCUCGGAUUUUGAAGAUGUACAGGAACAGGCUGUGUGGGCCUUGGGAAACAUAGCAGGAGAUAGCACAGAGUGCAGAGACUUUGUCAUUGACUGCAACAUUCUGCCUUCACUGGUGCAGUUACUGGCCAAACAAAGUCGUCCAACAAUGAUGAGGAAUGCAGUAUGGGCACUCUCAAACCUGUGCAGAGGAAAGAACCCACCUCCAGAUUUUGCUAAAGUCUCUCCAUGUCUCAGUGUGCUUUCUUGGCUACUGUUUGUCAAUGACACAGACAUCCUGGCUGAUGCGUGCUGGGCUCUUUCAUACCUAUCUGAUGGUCCCAAUGACAAAAUCCAGGCCGUUAUCGAUUCAGGAGUCUGUCGAAGGCUGGUCGAGUUGUUAAUGCACUCUGACUAUAAAGUGGUAUCUCCUGCACUACGGGCUGUUGGGAACAUAGUCACUGGAGAUGACCUACAGACACAGGUGAUUUUGAACUGUUCAGCUCUGCAGUCGCUACACCACCUUCUCAGCAGCCCAAAGGAGUCCAUCAAGAAGGAGGCCUGCUGGACCAUUUCUAAUAUCACUGCAGGAAACCGAGCACAAAUACAGAUGGUCAUAGAUGCAGGUCUCCUGCCUCCGCUCAUCACUGUCUUGCAAGUAGCAGAGUUUCGCACAAGGAAGGAGGCAGCCUGGGCUAUAACCAAUGCCACCUCUGGGGGCUCUGCAGAGCAGAUCAAGCACCUAGUGAAGUUUGGCUGCAUAAAACCAUUGUGUGACUUGCUCACACUGAUGGACUCCAAAAUCGUGCAGGUGGCUUUAAAUGGCCUGGAAAACAUAUUGCGAAUUGGAGAACUGGAGGCUAAAAGAGGAGGCAGUGGCAUCAACCCUUACUGUGCAUUCAUUGAAGAGGCCUAUGGUCUGGACAAGCUGGAGUUCCUGCAGGGCCAUGAGAACCAGGAGAUUUACCAGAAAGCGUUUGACCUGAUUGAGCGCUACUUCAACACUGAAGAUGAAGACCCAUCCCUGGCUCCAGCUGUCGAUCUGCAGCAGCAGCAGUUUCUCUUCCAGCAGCAUGAGGCCCCAAUGGAAGGCUUCCAGCUAUAAUGUUAAACCCUCCCUCCCUUGUGCAUCAUCAUCUGUCACUCUGCGCACUGCCACCAGCAAGGGCAACAAGCAUAGAUUUCCUUCUUUCUCUUUCCAUUGUCAGAGAGAUUGAUUAAAUCAUUAUUAUUUAAAGUUUAUUUCAACAGCACCUAUGUGUGCAUGUCUCAGAUGAUGGUCAAGUUCUACAGUCUUUUCAGCCAGUUUGUGGAGGUUUCACUUUCAGGUUUCGCCACUCUGUCUCCAGUGCUCCUCAGCAUCUUAACCCCACCGACUGCUCAGGCCCAAAUGUCCUCUACUGCCUCACAAAAAAGCACCCAGCAGAUGCGACAUGAAUAUUUACCCCCCCCCAAAAUGAAAGGCCUGUCAUACUCUCCGUGUUCCCGUAGGAUUCUCGUGUUUAUCUCUCUGAGUACAUGGGAGUGGCUUUUCUGAAGCAUUAAUGACUCAUGAGACAGACAUGGACAUGAUUUUACACCCACACGUGAGUAGAGAAUGAUCUAACCUAAACACUGGACUGACAACAAGACGUUGACCACUAGCCGUGGUUGUUGUACUGAACUGCCCACAGUGGUGCCAUGUGACCACUUCUGACACAAGGACUCACCGAACCUCUAUGAAAGACACUUAAAUGACUCAAAUGGAGGCGCCCCAACUUGCUCUUCCUCAGCCAUUGGAGAGGUGACCAGAAAUGGACAAAUUAGGAACUUUAACUCUGUUGCUAACGUGCUGAGCUUGUUGGCAACAAACCAGACUGCUUGCACAUCCUCCUGGAUCUCAUAUGCAUUCCUUUACCCAGUAAUGGAACUUCCACCUGCAGAGGCUCCAUCUUUUGAAGAGCUUCGACUGCCUCCUGUUUCUUGUGAUUACGCCCGUGGAACCAUGGGAUUUGGAGUCUUCCCUUGCACUGAGACAAUUGGACAGACUUGGACACGACGAAACAAACUCAUUAAACCUUUGAGUCUGUCCAAUAGCAGACUGGUGGGACUUUUUAUCAUACUUUUGUUUCAUUUGCAGCACUUUAGUUCAGGACUGAUACCUGCUCAUUAAGAAGAUACAAUAACUAUUUAACUGGUGGAUUACAGUGCUUUCCUUCCUGGGGAAGUGAGGUGUGACGAGGUGUGGUCUGCAUCCUCAGUCCUCUUCUGGUAUAGCAAGAUUACAGUGUAUGUCAUUGUUUACCCUUUUUCCUAGGAUUUGGAACAUGUUGUGGACUGAAACUAUUAGCACACUAACUAAAAUCAGAUCAUUCUGCCUCAGCAAAGCUACAAAGGACGUGAGCUUGACAAAGUUUCAGACAAAUCGGACUGAACUAGCUACUCGGCUGUGAGCAGUGCAGCACAUUUAGUUUGUACUUUUCCAAGAUGACUAACUUUUUGGAUUGAUAGUUUUAAAAGCACGGGGCCCUAUUUUCAUGGCACCACAAGCAGCGCGGUGACAAAUUGGUUUUAUUCGGGCACUGAAAUGCGCUUUGUUUAUUUUUCACGGUAAGGAGGAGCACAGGGUGCAGAAGAUUGCUACAAAUGUGUGUGUUUAAUUCAUUCGAGUCCAGGUCAGAACCCGUGGAAGAGCUUGAAGACAUCUCGCAUGUGCAAGAUAAAGCCUUUGUUUAUGUCAGUAAAACAAAAUUAAAGUGAUGUAUAACAAUUGUUUAUACUGCAUUGAAGCCAUAACAGGUGCAGAGUUUAGGAAAUGCACAAAAAAAAUAGACAAACUUUAAGCUAUUUGCACAUGAACCAUAAGGCCAUCACCAGCCGCCGCACAACGUUGGUGCCUAUUGGUAGUGAAGUCGGACAAGAAAUGGAAAACUAAUUACAUCUGUAAUCCAGAGUACGCAAAACUACCACGCUGUCAGCGAUUACACACUGUGAUGACAAUAUUGCAGUGAUGUUGCGAUCGCGUGUGCAACAUAAAACUGGUCUUUUUAUUGCAUGUGUGAGAACAUCAUUGACUUUUGUAUGUGUGUGUUUUUGAGAAACUAUUUGUUGCCAAAAAAUAGCUUUUUUAAAUACAUUUUGAUAAUUACAGCGAAAUGGCAGAAAUGUGUAAACUGAUUAGCGUUGCCAUCUAACCUAUUUUGUAUUCAAUUAAUCUCUUUAUCACAGUCAUUACAAACAUGUUAUCAAAUGGUGAAAAGAAAAAAGUAUUAAAGAAACUAGUAAUGAAACAACAAUAAUAUUCACAUUUAAGAAGCUGAAAUCAAAGCAUUUGGCUUUUGUUAAAUUAUUCAGAAUGAUUAAUCUGUUAUGAAAAUAGUCAAUGAUUAACCGUUGCAGCUUUAGAAUUGGUAUGUUCCAAAUUAUUGCUGUUGCUAUUAUUGCCUGUGUUGUAGAGUUAUUAUUUACCAAUACACAAAUUUUAUCACUUUGUUGCAACCAUAAAAUUGAGAUUCCAGUGUUGGUGCAAACAAACUCAAAUAUUGGUCUUUGCUGCCACUGUGUAGCAGUGUGUGUCACACUGUUUCAUCUGCAUGACAUUAAUUUCCCAGUCAAACGUUGCCACAAUGGUUUAAAAGGUGGGUGUCUAUUAAUGGGGCUGGCAAAAAUAAUUAACCACUCCUUUGAUUUAUCAAUCCAAGUCUCUGCAUAGUGCUGCUGCAUUAUGUACAAGUUGAUUAUGGAGCUUGUGCCAUUAAAAUAGGGCCUAUUGUCUAUGUACAGGGGGUAGCAUCUGUCUUUUUGUUGACAGUGCUAUAACCCUGACGAGAAAUCUUUCCAGAUCAUUUAAAAAGAAAUCCAGAUUAAAGUUGAAAGUAUUGGUGAUUAUGUUAGAUAGAAAAACUGAAUGUUUACCAAGUCCUUAUAACAUUUCUUACUUUUGUCAGUCUCUGCAGGAGAUUACCAGCGCUACAUGUUCAUUACUGUUAGUGUGUUGGGUUUGUGUAACUUUCCUUUAUUUGCAUAAAUGCUGUUUAAUGAA